This is a messenger RNA of Dendroctonus ponderosae (mountain pine beetle), 332 nucleotides long. RefSeq lists its product as uncharacterized. The record is from RefSeq and is a predicted model, not a curated record. Bases 6 to 332 code for a protein of 108 amino acids. NCBI's taxonomy places the organism in Eukaryota, Metazoa, Arthropoda, Insecta, Coleoptera, Curculionidae. The transcript has 2 exons.
GCAAAAUGAGUUCGCCUACCACUCUGGCUGUGCACAGAGAACUUGCCGCCCGAUUGGAACACGACGAUAUAGUUUCAAAUAUGUCGGCUGCAAGAACAUGUUCACCCACAAGAAAGAGUUACAUGUUAAGUGUGCGUGGCGAUCGAUCAAGAUCAGAACAAGGGCCGCAUCCCUUAGCAGUCACGCAACAUUUGUGGGGUGGUGCAAAAAAGACUAGAAAAAGAACUUCUGCUCCGCAAAUGGGUGGAACAAAUGCUGGAGGGUUAAGAACAGCGCUGAUCUUGAGGUCAAGGAGGUCGUGGCCAGUGGCUCCAGUUACGCAAUACAGGUAG